Molecule: messenger RNA, 1122 nt
Organism: Cryptomeria japonica (Japanese cedar)
Lineage: Eukaryota; Viridiplantae; Streptophyta; Pinopsida; Cupressales; Cupressaceae
Exons: 1
Coding region: 1-1122 (373 amino acids)
Biological process (GO): protein autophosphorylation; autophagy; autophagosome organization
Cellular component (GO): autophagosome; cytoplasm
Molecular function (GO): protein serine/threonine kinase activity; ATP binding
Source: RefSeq, a predicted model, not a curated record
AUGAAAUUAGAAAAGAUGCCUCCCUCACCACCUUCACCGCCGUCGCCUCCUUCGCCCACUGCUAUUGCUGGCUUUUCCAUUUCUACCUGUAUCGGUCGUGGUAGUUAUUCAACAGUCUACAAAGCUCACAAAAAUCGUGGCAAAUAUGAAGUUGCAGCCAUCAAAUGCAUUCAAAUCUCAACUUUAAGCAAGAGAUCCAGAGAAAACCUUAUGAACGAAAUCAAGAUUCUAAAACAAAUCAAUCAUCAGCAUGUUGUAUCUAUGAGAACAUUCACCUGGGACGCCCGUUAUAUUUACUUGAUACUAGAAUACUGUCCAGGUGGUAACUUGGCCGAAUUUAUUCGCCGUAAAGGUAGUCUGACUGAAUUUAUGGUUCAACAUUUUGCUCAACAACUAGUACAAGGUCUAGAAGUUUUGCACUCUGAGAACAUUGUGCAUAGUGAUCUAAAACCAGCCAACAUCUUGUUGUCCAUACCACCAGUUGGUUCUUGUAGAAAUGUUCGAUUGAAGAUUGCCGAUUUUGGCUUUUCGCAACGUUUGCAAAACAAUGAAAAGUACACCAUGGGCAUCAAGGGAUCACCACUCUACAUGGCACCAGAAGUACUACGACUACAACCUUACGGUUCACAAGCGGAUCUCUAUUCAUUAGGUGUGAUUUUGUAUGAAUGUUUAUUUGGCUCAGCUCCUUAUAAUACAACGGAUCUCAAUGUACUUACGAAACAAAUCCUAUCCAAUGAUCCUAUCAAAAUUCCUAAAACUAUAGACAUGAGUGAAGAUUGUUGUGAUUUACUUGCGCGACUCUUAGUGAAGGAUCAAGAAAAAAGAAUGAACUUUAAACAAUUGUAUCAUCACUCUUUCGUUGACAUCGAACAUUGCCCGACCCUUGAGAAUUACUACAAGGGAGUUAGUCUCGUCAGACAAGCCACGAUGAUGGAUAACGCUCGCAUCUUCGAAGACGCCAGAGCUUUCUAUGUGGAAGCUCUACUAUACCUAGUGCCUGUGUACCAUUGGCUAGAUUCGUUCAACGACAAUCAAAGAAAGUGGCUAAGCAGAAGAGUGCAGGAAUAUUUUACUAGGGCUGAACAAAUCACUAUACACCAUCUGUCUACUAGGACAUGUUGA